CAACGCUGUUGCUGGGUUUGUGAGCAAUCCAAGCAGUUCUGUAUGGUACGGAGGCGGAUGCGGCAUGUCUCGUUAGUGAGGAUUUUUGCUACAACCGCCGAACUUGGCAGGUGGCGGAAGCCGUGCCAUUAAUGCUGCGAGAUGCCUCCUCCGACCAUGGCCGAGACGGCCCGAGCAGAGGCCGGGCACACUUCGCCGAGAGAGACCGCCGUAUCCACUGGGACCGUCUCCGAGAUGCCCACGAUUCCCCAAGGAAGAGUCUUUGGCUCCCCCGCACCGCUCGGUUCCGACGAGUUCGACUUCGCUGUCAAGCCGGGGUCGCUUCGCGGGCAGAGCACCGCCGAGAACGAUCCCGCCGACUACUUGAAUGGGGGACAACCGCAUGAAAGAAUAUCCCCACUCACAAAUACUAGCGGCGGGCCCGAGCCGUCGUCCCCGGACGUCGAGGCGCCUCCCGAGCUUGCCGACGUGCUCGGGAUUGUUGAUCCGCCGUCGCCUGCGUUCCACCCGAGAAGUGUACAGUUCGCCCAAGAAGAUGGCAUCCCCGAUUCAGCAGCCACUCACUCCCGGGCUGGCUCUUGGGACACAAGGGAGGCUUUGGGGAGGCUUCGCGGUUCAGGCUUCAUAACGAAACUUAAAGAACUCGCCGGUCCCAGUGGAUCACAAACCCCAAGGGUGCCCAGCAUGUCCGCCUCCGAGCUGCCAUCGACGUCGAACUCACCUACGGCGCAGCGACAGCCAAAUCGGACCCCGCGUGGCACGAAUGGGGGUAGCGACGACGAUGCCGAUGCCGAAGAGACUGCUGAUGAGACCGCUGCAGGGCAAGGAAAGGGGAAACAAAAGCGGAAAAGGCGGAUGCGGAGGCUGAGAAUGGAGUCAUAUUCGGUGCCGACAACCCCCCAAGUGAGCUCCCUGGGUCCAGAAUCAUCCGACACUCAGAGCCGCCUUGCCUUUCUGAGGCGUACGACCUUCACUGGCGCCGACGACCAUGGGUUUUCCGAAGGCGAGGGCCGGGACCGUCUGAGCCGAGAGCGCGGCUUGGCAUUGAGGAAAGGGGUGACCUGGGUCCCUCGUCAGGGCGAUGACGGAGAAGAGGCUGAGGCGCCUUCGGGUCUGCGGGUAACCCAUCACUUUCGGCGUCUGUCCGCCCGCGGUGGUGGUGGUGGUGGCACCGGCGGUGGCGGGGCGUCUGAUGGAGAUGCUAUGAGCCCAAGACGGCCCUUCUUCGGGGCAGACAGAGCCUCAACCUUUGGUGUCCAGAAAUGGCGGCAGGUUAAGGGCGCCCUGAAGCUCCUGCGCCAGAAGAGGGACGAGCAGUUUGACUUCUCCAAGUCCGCAGAGCUGAUGGCUGAGCUGUUCGGCGGUGCUCCGGCGGUCCUGAUGCUCGCAAGCAUGAUCCAGCGGGACGAACAUGGAAACAAGAGGAUCCCCGUUCUGCUUGAGCAGCUGAGGCUGCGGAUUACCGACAGCACCCCAGCUCCGGACAAGGACAGCGAGCGUCAUUGGAUCUUCACCAUGGAGCUCGAGUACGGGAGCGGACCGAGCCAGAUGAAAUGGACCAUCAAGCGGACCAUCAGGGAUAUCCUGAACCUGCAUUGGAAGUACAAGCUGGCGCUGGGUAACGAGGGCUUUCCAUCCAAGAGUUCCGAUCACGGCGCUAAGAGGCCCAAGCAGCCGCGGUUUCCCCUGUCCGCCUUCCCGUAUCUCCGUGGUGUGAGAGGUUUGGAAGACAAUGAUGAAGAAGAUCCCGGCAACGAGUUGCGCCCCGGUGAUGGGCGCACUGCCGAGGAAACAGCUGGCGAAGGCACCGCUGGCGAGGCAACAGCUCAAGAAGGUACCGAUCUCGAGGACCGGCCUCCUAUCCGCAAAAAGCGGUCCCGCAUGGCCUACCUUGGCGGCCGGCGCAAACCCUCGACCCUUGGUUCAAACGCCGAUCUCAACCAGGUCGCCGCGGACGCCGCUGCGCAGAAGAGGAGAUAUGUGGAGCGGCAGCAGAGAAUGCUGGAAAAGUAUCUUCAGGACAUGAUCCGCUGGCUCAUGUUCAGACCGGACAGCAACCGAUUGUGCCGCUUCCUCGAAUUAUCUGCCCUCGGAGUUCGGCUCGCCGCCGAGGGUAGCUAUCACGGCAAGGAGUGCUACCUUCACAUCCAGUCAUCCAAAGGUCUCGACUUCCGCCGGGUGCUCACGCCAAGCAAGGUGAUUGCCAGGCACAGCCGGAAAUGGUUCCUUGUCCGGCAGAGCUACAUUGUCUGCGUGGAAUCGCCCGAGAAUAUGAACAUCUACGACGUCUACCUCGUCGACUCCAAGUUUCGGAUUGUUAGCAAACACAAAGAGAAGCAUCGCGGCUCCAAAAGCCAGGAGCAAGAUGAGGAUAUUGAGAGUCUCGACCCGUCUGCGCGGAGGCGCAGCGACAAACAUCACACGCUCAAGAUCCUCACUUCGGAGCGGAAGGUGAAGCUCUUUUCGCCCAACCAACACCUCAUAGCACAAUUCGAGGAGUCCAUCCUGGAGAUGCUGAAGAACACCCCGUGGCACCUCGAGAACCGCUUCGGCAGUUUUGCCCCCGUCCGGACCGGGGUGCAUGCACAGUGGCUGGUUGAUGGCCGCGACUACAUGUGGAACGUCUCUCGUGCUAUCAGCAUGGCCAAGGACGUCAUCUACAUCCACGAUUGGUGGCUGAGUCCGGAGCUGUACAUGAGACGGCCGGCUUGCAUCAGCCAGAAGUGGCGUCUCGACCGGCUCCUUCAGCGGAAGGCUGCCGAGGGUGUCAAGAUCUUCGUCAUCGUCUACCGCAACGUCGAAGCUGCCAUCCCCAUUGACUCCGAGUACACAAAGUUCUCGCUCCUCAAUCUCCAUCCGAACAUCUUCAUUCAGCGGUCUCCGCACCAGUUCAAGAAAAACCAGUUCUUCUUUGCUCACCACGAAAAGCUGUGCAUCGUGGACCACGAUAUUGCCUUCAUCGGCGGCAUCGAUCUGUGCUUUGGUCGGUGGGACACCCCGAAUCACCCCGUCGUGGACGACAAGCCCACCGGUUUCGAGCCCCAAGACGACCCCCGGGAUGCCGAGCACUGCCAGCUGUUCCCCGGAAAGGACUACUCCAACCCAAGGGUGCAGGACUUCUUCAGGCUCAACGAACCGUACGAGGAGAUGUACGACCGGUCAAUGACGCCCCGGAUGCCUUGGCACGAUAUCGGCAUGCAGGUGGUAGGCCAGCCGGCACGAGAUCUCACUCGCCAUUUUGUCCAGAGGUGGAACUAUGUCCGGCGUGGGCGAAAGCCGACGCGGCCCACCCCGUUCCUCCUGCCCCCGCCGGAUUGUAAGCAGGAGGAGCUCGAGGCUAUGGGCCUCAGCGGCACUUGCGAAGUGCAGAUGCUUCGCUCUGCCACCACCUGGUCGCUCGGGAUCCAGGAUACGGAACAUAGUAUCCAGUCGGCAUACAUCCAGAUGAUCGACAACUCGGAGCACUUUGUCUACAUUGAGAACCAGUUCUUCAUCACCAGUACCGAGACACUCAACACGAAAAUCAUGAACGGCAUCGGUGACGCUUUGGUCCGCCGCAUCGUGCGAGCCCACGAGAACGACGAAGAUUGGCGUGCGGUCAUCAUCAUUCCGCUGAUGCCCGGGUUCCAGAACGAGGUGAACGACCAGGACGGCUCCAGUGUGCGGCUAAUACUGCAAUUCCAGUACCGCAGCAUCUGCCGAGGAGAGCACUCGAUCUUUGGUCGCCUGCGAGCCGCCGGCAUCGAGCCGGAGAACUACAUCCAGUUCUUCAGCCUUCGGCAGUGGGGAAAGCUCAGCAACGGCGUCCUGACAACGGAGCAGCUGUACAUCCAUGCUAAAUGCAUCAUCGUCGACGACCGUGUCGCCCUGAUUGGGUCAGCCAACAUCAAUGAGCGGUCAAUGCUUGGCAGUCGCGAUUCCGAAACGGCCGCCCUCGUCCGCGAUACAGAUCUGAUCUGGUCAACCAUGGCCGGGCGUCCCUACCAGGUUGCGCGGUUUGCCCAUACAUUGCGCCUACGGCUGAUGAGAGAACACCUGGGCUUGGAUGUGGACGAGAUCAUGGAGGAGGAACGCCAGGCCGAUCUCGACCGCGAAGAACAGUUCAGAGCGGAGAUGGAUGAGAUUUAUGACGAGAAAUCCGACGCGUCGCCCAUGGAGGAGUGCUCCAAGCGACGGGCGUCAUCCCAUGCCGAACCGCCUCGGACCCCGACGCUGCCUCACGAGCCUCAGAGCUUCAGCCACGACGCAGCCGGCGAGGACGAGCGUCGCCGCCGAAGGCGCACGCUCUCUAAAGGUCCUAGGAGCAUGGAGCUGCCAGCAGAACUUCCAAAUGAGAAGCACAACCGGGAUGUCGAGGGAUUGGGCCACGGCCACGGGAAGACAGCACAGCAGGAAGGGCUUGACCAAGGAAGAGACUCCGUGGUUGUUAGUGACCGUGAAGUCCUUGUCCACGACAUCUCGCCAGAAGGGAAAGGCACAAUCGACAGCCCCAGACAGCCGCACAUCCUCCGUCGCUCGUCUGGCGCUGGCUCGUCUGGCGCUGCGACCCCUGUGGAGUCGGGCGGCCAUGAGGGCGUACCGCCGAUGCCGCCUUUCGACCGACGGACGACGGAGGAGGCCGGGCUCCCGCGGGCAAACCAAUUGCCGUCGCUGCCUGUCGGGGAUGAUACAGACAUUGGCGGCCCGCCAGUGCGCGUUGAUUCGGCAGGCCGGCCCAGCCACAGCAUCUUGGGCUCGCUGCCGCUCGAUCUGGUACUGGCUGACAUCCACAAGGACUGCAUGCGCGACCCGCUUAACCCGUCAUUUUACGACGACGUCUGGUGCCGAGCCGCCGAGAACAACACGAGGAUAUACCGGCGAGUAUUCCGGUGCAUGCCGGAUUCUGAAGUGACGAACUGGGCCGAGUACAAGGAGUUUGAGGAUUAUAACCGACGCUUCAAAGCGAGUAUGAGCGGGCAUCCGCCGAGCGAGGAUGGCGAGAAGCACGCUCCGCCGAGCCAAGCUGCUGCGGGCGCUGGCAUCGGCGCACCGGGCCCGGCUGCCGCUGAAGCCGCGAUGGUCGAGAAGUUGGGGGCCGCAGCGAAAGCUGCUGCUAAGCUUAGCUCUCACACCGGAGAUGGCGCCUUGGAUGAGAAGUCUGCUCUUGCCGAUGGGCCAAGGGGCGAUUUCCCGCGAUCGGAGGCCAAUCGCGACCCGGAGAAGCAGAACCACGCGGUCAACUCGAGCCUGGACACGCUACAGACCACAGAAACCAGCACGCGCCUGGCUGCGCGCCCCGACAGCCGCAACGACCGGCAUCCCACCUUCUCGAAUCAGGAGAAGCAUCCAUCAGCCAGCAUCAACGUCAACACCACCACUGCGAACGGGCCGUCUCCGGCAGACGGCAACGGCGACCCGCAGAGCACAGGUGUCAAGCUGGCAGGGUCGCAGAAAAGGCGACGACGGGCGACGACCAGGAGCAGCCGGCCGCGCUUCAGCGCGACUGAGGUGAUGCUGUCCAGGGGGGAGGCCGAGGAGCUGCUCAACCUCACGCAGGGCCCGCUGGUGCAGUUUCCGUACGACUGGUUGGUGGUGGAGGAGACGAACGGAAACUGGCUGUUCCAGGUCGACCAGGUGGCGCCGUUGUCUAUCUAGUAAGUUGUUCUCCCCCAUCGUUGUUCCCCUCUGUCUUCCUCUUGGUCCGAAUCGGGACCCUGGACCUCAGGUUGCUAACCCUGAUGCAGUAACUGAGGCCAAGCACACACAAAACUACCUAUCAAACUUGGGGAGAGAUGCUCCGGGUUAUGGAGCCCAUGCACUGGCGUUGUGGUACUGUGGUUUUGGGAUGUCCGACUUGAUGCAGCAUAUCCGGCGCAUUGUUUCCGAGGCCCUC
This is a messenger RNA of Thermothielavioides terrestris NRRL 8126, 5872 nucleotides long. RefSeq lists its product as uncharacterized. Lineage: Eukaryota; Fungi; Ascomycota; Sordariomycetes; Sordariales; Chaetomiaceae. Bases 157 to 5634 code for a protein of 1825 amino acids. Gene Ontology annotation, biological process: cell motility. The record is from RefSeq and is a predicted model, not a curated record. The transcript has a single exon. Gene Ontology annotation, molecular function: catalytic activity.